Messenger RNA from Lagopus muta (rock ptarmigan), 7455 nucleotides. RefSeq lists its product as uncharacterized. The transcript has 3 exons. NCBI's taxonomy places the organism in Eukaryota, Metazoa, Chordata, Aves, Galliformes, Phasianidae. The record is from RefSeq and is a predicted model, not a curated record. Bases 3194 to 4741 code for a protein of 515 amino acids.
GCUGGCCUCCACUUCGCCCCGCCCUCCGUGUAGACCACAACGUCCCAGGCCUGAGUGUCAUGAGGAAAUUAGUAUGCUUUACUCCACACUGCUGCAGCAUGCCUAGGGAUGAUAGUAGAGAAGUGACAGAAUAAGAUGUAUUAGCAGGUCAGGACAAGACACUGCCAGUCUUGCCUUGGAGCCAGGAUCCACCUUUCCCAAACUUCAUUUAAGGAUAGGUAGUGAAGAUGCAAGCAUAUCACCAGGUGAUCCCUGCCUAUCUGAGAACUAUACAGGCCUUCCAAAGAUAAGCAGGUUCUUUCUCUUAUUUCUAUGCCUACUGCUCUUAUAUCUAAGUAGAUCCUCACUUGCUGUAGCCUACAACCUUGCUGCUCUACUCUUUUGUUAUACUUUAGAUCAUGGUACAGUAAGUUUGGGAUUAAAAGCUACUUACUUAAAAAAAGGAAAACAGGUACCCAAAGCUCUCAAAAUAUUACUAACAGAAUGAUUGUAGCGUAUAGCGUUAGUCUAUAGUCUAAUGUUUGGUGUAUUUAAUUAUGGUUAAUUGUUUUGAACCCACAGCCAACUUAAUUAACUUUUAAUGUUUACUAGUUUAAUCUUCUCUCAAUGUAUUCAAAUACUUGCUGUGUUACAAUUAAGUUGUAGGUGUGAAAUUGUUGGCCUUAAUUUUGUUAGUUUUUUUAAGAAUGUAUUUAAAAAAACAAGCUAAAAAAGAUUUAAUAUUUUGUAGAAGCUCUGAAAUUUUCAAAUGGAAAUAUGCAUUUCGUGUGUAUAAAGCAUCAGAAAUUAUUUACCCUAUCAGUUAUUUGCUGAAAAUGUAAAACUAAUAACUAAAAUUAUUUCAAUUGGAUUACUAAUAUAUUCCAUAGUAGCCUUCUCAUCUAAAUAAUAGUUGUUAGACCACAGUAAACUUUUGUAGAAAACUGUCAUUCUGUUUUUUCUCCCCAUCAACACUUGAAACAUGAUUUGAGACUACAAAUAUCCUAAAGAAAGCAAUAAAACUUACUGACAAAUACAAAAAAAGGAGAAAGACAAAAGGCUUAAUAAAGCAUGAGCCUUUCUAUGCUUCAUUUAAAAUAAACAUUAAAUGACUUCCUGUUUCUUCUUUUCUCUCUUUUAAAGAAAACAUAAAGAAACAACAACCCUGUAAGUAAAAAUAUAAUGAACAAAUAUACACGGUGGUGUGAUUAGCCUGGUAACUAUAAAUUGCAAAGCUACAAAAACUAUCAUAUGGGAAAGAAAUAAUCAGAAAUAAAUAAAAACACCCACCCAUAUCCUGAGCAUACAGAAACACCCACCCAUAUCCUGAGCAUACAGAAACACCCCCAAAAAGAUCAAUUUCCAGGAAAAAAUCUUUCCUCAAUUACAGUCAGCCCUUAAAUGGGGUCUAGGAGAGGUAGAGUCAGGCUCUACCCCUUGCAGUCACACAGAUGAAUUGCUUUCACCUGAGCUCGGUGACUGUAUGGGAACUGCUGAGUCACAGGCUGAACCUCUGAUUGAUCACCCGAGGUGAGCCAUGAGUCAGCCAGAGGAGAACAGGUGAAGGCAAUUCACCUGUGCUGCUGGAAGGGGGGGAGCCAGGCUCCACCCCUCCUAGACCUAUUUAUCCCUUUGUCAUUGAGACUGUGGGAUUCUGGGGGUAGAAAGUGUCUUGGUGAAUGACCUAAUAGCAGCCAAGCUGGCCACCAUGACUGUCCAUCCUGCUCUCAGACAGAGGUUAUAUGUGGGUGUGAGAAUCCUUCUUAGUUUUUUUUUUGGCUCAAAGCUUGCUUCCUGAGGUUUUUCUUGUGAUAAGACUCUGAGUGACUUGUCAGGGAGGCAACUGAUGGGUGCUAACUGUGUGACAAUCGAUAUCUCUUUGGGAACAUUUGCAAGCCCCUUCCCCCAGAGCUGCUUGCUCUGUAGAAGAGCGGAAGAGAGUGCUCAACAGUGUUCACUGGCGGAAGAUCUGGCUUGCGGCCAAACCGUUCCAGCUAAGUAUGGAAGGUUGGGGGAUGAUACCAUUGUAUCUUGCGAAGGCAAGAUGCAAGUUGGUGCCUCCCUGCUUCCUCUUAUCUGCUGGCAAGGCCAGAAAGAUAAGAACAAAGGAGGUUCCUGCUGAGAUCCCAGAGCCAGAAGCUGCCACUCAAAGGAGAGCUGACUCGACCACUUUGGAUUUGAGCUGUCACUCCAAAAACAGCUGACUUCACCACUUUGAAAGCAUUGAAAAGGGGCCAUCAUCACCAUGGUCGUCUCUCCUCGUCCUUCUCACCGUCGUCAUUGGCAACAGGACAACUCUGCCUGACGACCCACCGCUACUGAAGAUCAAAGACUGAACUACGAACCACGCUGGAUCCAUGGUGGUGACUAUGUCCCUCUUGCUGCCUAUAAAGACUCCUUGCUUCUUCUUUUCUAUCUUUUCUAUCGCCCUCCUUCCCUUCCCCCAUUACCCUAAUUCAUAAUAGUGUCCGUUCUCCCCUUCCCCAUUUCCCCUAAUUAAGAUUUGUAAUAAACUGGUUGGACCAACAUUUGAACCGUUGCUUCUUAAUCUCACGCCGGGUAUAUAGAUAAUAAAAGAACCUCCUCUCCCUCCUAUAAAUUGGAGCGAGACAUUUAUUUAAUGGCGUAGUCGUUGCAGGAUACCCACCGUGAGAGUGUUGUCCUUCCAGAUAUAGUCUGAAACUUUCUUUGUGUGCACCUCCUGGAGUUGCAUGGAGCGAUAAUUUUGAAAACUUAGACGUGAGUCCUUCUCCAGGAAGACCGCUCCGCAUUCUGAAACUUUGCUGUUUAUGUGUGUACCUCUCUGGGAUGUAUGAAUUAAUUUUAAGUGUGUGCCUCCUCGAGAAGACCUCUCUGAAUUUUGCGAUUUUAAGUAUCUUGUAACUGAAGUGCGAAACUUGAACCUUUUCUGUGUGUGUGUGUGUGUGUGUGUCUGCAUGCACGCGCCUCUUGGGGAAGUGAGGACGUGAUAUUUUGUUACUUAAACGUGUGUGCCUCUCCAAGAAAGUUUAUUUACUGUAUUGAAACCUAGAAAGUGUUGCUUUAGCUUCACAUUUUUUUUUUUUGUGCUCCCGUCAACAAAAGGGAGGCGUUAUUGGAGCAUUUGCAUUUGUUUAGGUGUGGUGUAUCUCCCUGGGAGGAGCGGUGAGGAGUAACUGAGCUUUUGAAUACGUGUACCUCCUCCCUUAGUGUAGAUCUUUCAUUGUAUUAAGAAAUGAGUAACAGUAAUGCCAGUAUGAAAAGUGAAGAUGUGUUAUUUGACCUUUUAGAAAAGCAUGGUGCUCGUCCCUCUUUGUCAGGGGUGGACUGGGCACGCCAAAAUUGGCAUAAUUUGCAGAGUGUUUCGGAUCGCAUUAGUGUCUUACAGAAUGAAGCUCGUACACGAGCUGGAAAAGGAAAGUCGUUUAUUUGUGCCGUACUCGGGGCUACUUUAAAAGCAGCCGUGGAGUUCCGAAAUGAAAAGCAUUCGGCAGAACUCCAAACCAUACAAGCACUGCAGGAAUCGGUUAAAGUAACACAAGAAUUGGUGAAAACUCUGCAGAAUCAAAUAGUGAACCUUGAGGAACAAUUAGAAAGAGAGAAACGUAAUUCGGCUUUGUUGCAAAUGGCUUUUAAGGAACUGCUAACGUGUAAGCAUGCCAGCCAUACCAUCACCCGCAGUUUGCCUCGAGAAAAAACUUUUCCUCAGGUGGAACUACCAGGAAUGAGGGAAAGGCUAGAUGAAAUAGAAACUCCAAUAGCCCCAUUGCGUCCUUUGAUGAAAACUGAAUAUACAUUCGAUAAUAGUGAGGAUCUAGAUCCUCAAAUGAAUGUUAAAGAAAUUCCCUUCUCAGCCACUGAACUAGCAAAAUUGAAGAAAGAUUUCAGCCGCUCUCCAAAGGAAUCAGAGACAGAAUAUGUAUGGAGGGUGAGUCUCACUGGUGGCGACCAGAUUCGGUUAACAGAAAAGGAAGCAGAAGGUUAUUGGGGACCAGGAGUAUUUUUAACUACUGGCAACAGUCGUGCUCCCUGGUCAUUAACACAAAGGGCUGCCUAUUGGGCAGGUGGUCUCAACCCUUUAGAACGGGGAGACCCUCUUGCCAUUAUUGGAACAACUGAUCAGUUAGUAGAGAGUGUUCAAAAGGCUGCUUGUCUCCAAAUGAUGUAUGAUAGAAAGCUGCAGCCGCACCAUGAAUCACCUAUGAUGAUGCCUGUUGAUCCGGAGAGAAUGACUGCUUUAAUUAGGGGGCUUCCAGAGUCGUUAAAACCUAUAGGUAUUCAGCUGCAGGGAAAAAUACCGGCAAUGCCUCAGGGAGAGAGAACCCAGCCAGUGUUAGAAGGAACUGUAACCCCCAACCAUCUGCAGUCAGGAAACAAAGUAUGGACGUGGGGAGAAGUUGCUCAAGAGUUAAUUAACUAUGGAAGGAAAUAUGGGCCAGUGGUUUCUUCCUCCACUAAACUUGAGCCAAGAGAAGUAAGACUUGCAGCAGUCAGCCUUGCCCCCAGGCCUCCUAGCUCAAAACUCAGUGGGACUGGAAGGGUCUCACUGUCAGUAAAAAUUGGUAGGCGAAAUAUUGAUCAUAAACGUAAUUGUCUCUGGACACUGGGCUGGCAAAAGGGUGUUCCACGAGAUUUGAUGAAUGGAUUACCCACUGUCAGGUUAGAGAAAUUAGUUAACUGGUGGCCAGAACAAAAGCUCCAGAAUCUCGAGGAAAGCAAAACCCCAGGUCCUAGGGUCUCUCCCAGGGAACCUGAACGGCUAUCCAAGCCAUUAGAAAACUGACGUCUUCGCCCCCCCCAAGUGAGCGGGGUGGGGGCGGUGAAGAGUGGAUGCAUGAGAAAGCUCACAACAAAGGGAAACAAGAUCGUCGAUUUAACACCUUCUGUCCAAAGGCCUCACCACUCUUGCCAGUUAUCCCUGUGAGUCACGAUCUAGUGGCUGAUAAGCCAGGGAAACACUCUUACCUCCCUGGCCAGACUGUGUCGAUUGACUCAGCUAACCUGAGGCCAGUUUCCCUAACCUUAACAGGAUCCCUUAACAAAUAUCUUUGGAAGGCUAAAGAUACCCCGAAAAGGGAAUAUGAAAUCAACGCUUGCUGGAUUGUUCCCUCAUUUUUUAACCCUAUUAACAAAGCCCAAAUAAGGGCAAGUCGGUGUCUUGUUUUUAUUUCACAGAAGAUCCCCGUGGGACCUUGACAGAACACAAAAAGGCUAAUAGCUGAUUUUAACUAUUUGUAUUUUGUGACAGAAAUACUGAAGAUUUGAUCAUGCUAGAACACAGAAUGUACCUCUUGAUUACAUUUUUUGGUUGCAAUAGUGUUAUGUUUUUUGUUGUUAUGGGUGUGGGUGGUGAUUGGUAUCAGUCCUUGGAUCUGUUAAACUUCACAACUGGGUUCAGGGCUUUUUACAGGUCAUCCUGGCUUACUGGUACUCCCUGCACAGUGAUACCAUUUCUUUUGACCCCUUUCUUUCACCCCUUUUUUACCAAACUGAUUAUGAUUUGCAUGUAACUCCUCCACAGUGUUUCCAAAUUCCUAACAAACUGGGAAAUGAAUCAAGGGACCCAUCUAAUACCUAUUAGAUGUGGUCACAAAAGAAAUCUAUCAUAAAGCCUUUUGCACUGAUGCUUUUCAGUGUCACACCAGUCCAGGAGUUCCAUCCAAAACAUGGUUGUUGGAAAGUGUCUAAGUUAUAAUAAGAGAUGUGUAUGUUUCUGGGAUUACCCUUCUUUGAUGGUUUGUACUGUGGGGGUAUCCUGCACACACUGUCCUGUGAAAAGUUCUGUGGACUGCAACAAUACUUGAACUUGCCAAACUAAUAUUUAUAUCUCUCAGCAUUUGAAUUGCUUUGGAAAUGCUCAAGUGUAAAGUUCUCGAGACACUAAAUGGUCUUAGAAAACAUUCCAUGGCAAGUCCACAUGUUGUCAAAUUAGACUAGAUAUGCUUACAGUAAAUUAAGUGAAGUGUAAUAUUGUGGAGCUAUUCAUAAACACCACAACCUCUACUGAAGAAUUCCCAUCUGGAUCCUGGCUUACACUGGGAGUUCCUGGGUGGGGAAAGCAGCUGACACAAAUACCUAAGUUUCUUUUACCUAUUUAUUUAUUAUUAUUGGUUAUUGUUAAAUGUAUGGUUGUCUAUUUUCACUUUCUACAUUUUAUUCAACAUGUAACAUUUGUGCCACCACUCCUGAGGUGUCACCGAGUGGUGUCUGUGGCAAACUGAAUGAUUCUAAUUGUUGUCUAAAGAUUGAUGAUAACGGUGAAGUUGUUAAACAAAUUGCCCAGGGUAUACGGAAAAUAGCCCAUGUUCCUGUCCAAACCUGGAAGGGCCUAGACGUAGAUUUCUUUUCCUGGCUUCCAGGUGGCCCAUGGGUCAAACGUAUCCUGUUUUAUCUACUGUGUGUUGUUGCAACUCUUAUGUUUGUACCGUGUAUGAUUCCAUGUUCUAUUCAACUUAUACAACGUGUUGUAUCUUCCAUGUAUUUUGUAACUACUUCAACUGAUGAUGGACAAGUCCAACAGAUCAGGGCAACAUUUGUAACCAAGCCCAAGAAAUCAUUUGUAGUAAUUGUGUAACGAUUAUCUUCCCCUUCUCCCCCUCCUCCUUCCUCCCCCCCCCCCGCUUCUUUGCUGUCUUUUUGUUUUCUCCCUUUUCUUUUCCUCACCACCGUGGAGGGUCACUUAUACUUUAUUUCAAGCAAUCUUUGAGCCACGGGGUGGUGUGAGAAUCCUUCUUAGUUUUUUUUUUGGCUCAAAGCUUGCUUCCUGAGGUUUUUCUUGUGAUAAGACUCUGAGUGACUUGUCAGGGAGGCAACUGAUGGGUGCUAACUGUGUGACAAUCGAUAUCUCUUUGGGAACAUUUGCAAGCCCCUUCCCCCAGAGCUGCUUGCUCUGUAGAAGAGCGGAAGAGAGUGCUCAACAGUGUUCACUGGCGGAAGAUCUGGCUUGCGGCCAAACCGUUCCAGCUAAGUAUGGAAGGUUGGGGGAUGAUACCAUUGUAUCUUGCGAAGGCAAGAUGCAAGUUGGUGCCUCCCUGCUUCCUCUUAUCUGCUGGCAAGGCCAGAAAGAUAAGAACAAAGGAGGUUCCUGCUGAGAUCCCAGAGCCAGAAGCUGCCACUCAAAGGAGAGCUGACUCGACCACUUUGGAUUUGAGCUGUCACUCCAAAAACAGCUGACUUCACCACUUUGAAAGCAUUGAAAAGGGGCCAUCAUCACCAUGGUCGUCUCUCCUCGUCCUUCUCACCGUCGUCAUUGGCAACAGGACAACUCUGCCUGACGACCCACCGCUACUGAAGAUCAAAGACUGAACUACGAACCACGCUGGAUCCAUGGUGGUGACUAUGUCCCUCUUGCUGCCUAUAAAGACUCCUUGCUUCUUCUUUUCUAUCUUUUCUAUCGCCCUCCUUCCCUUCCCCCAUUACCCUAAUUCAUAAUAGUGUCCGUUCUCCCCUUCCCCAUUUCCCCUAAUUAAGAUUUGUAAUAAACUGGUUGGACCAACA